Messenger RNA from Teleopsis dalmanni, 417 nucleotides. RefSeq lists its product as uncharacterized. NCBI's taxonomy places the organism in Eukaryota, Metazoa, Arthropoda, Insecta, Diptera, Diopsidae. The transcript is spliced from 2 exons. The record is from RefSeq and is a predicted model, not a curated record. The coding region runs from base 1 to 417 and encodes 138 amino acids.
AUGGGUUGCAGUCAUUCCAAUACAAAAUCGACUUUUAAUGAAACGCCAUUUGGAACGAAUAAUGGUGAAGCAAUCAGCCCCGACAAGAAAGAGGAUAGCACCAAUUUCGAAGAACAACGUCAAUACCCUUCAUCAGAAGCUUUCAUAGUAUCCUUGGACACUGGCUCCCAACCUGAAGAUUACCACGCGGCUGACUCAACUGCUGCUGAAUUAGUUAAUGCAAAAAAAAUUCCCAAACGGUUGCAGCAAUUAAUGCAACAACCAAGUUCAAGUGAAUCAAAAACUACUCGGGAGGAUUUGGAGGAAAAACUUGCUAAAGCCGAACAACGACGAUUAGAGUAUCAGCAGCACAAAAUUUUUGCAGUUCAAAGAAUAACUCAAUUCAAAGAUAUAUCCAUUCAGGAAAAAGUAGAUUAA